Messenger RNA from Artibeus jamaicensis (Jamaican fruit-eating bat), 543 nucleotides. RefSeq names its product transmembrane protein 275 (gene TMEM275). The record is from RefSeq and is a predicted model, not a curated record. The transcript has a single exon. Bases 7 to 543 code for a protein of 178 amino acids. NCBI's taxonomy places the organism in Eukaryota, Metazoa, Chordata, Mammalia, Chiroptera, Phyllostomidae.
AGACCGAUGCCGCCCAAAGGGAAGAGCCAGGGACCCGGUUCCAGGGCGCCUGCGGUCCGCGCGCAGGGCUGGCUGCCCAGCCUGCCAUCGCCGGCGCUAUGCUGUGCCUGCAGUUUGUGCGUGCUGCUGGCCGGCGUGAACGUGACACUGGUAGGCACCUUCGCCUCCUUCCUGCCCAGGCACAACGUGCCGCUGAUCGUGGGGCCAACACUCCUGGUGGUGGCGGCGUUCGGCUUCUUCGCAGCCUGCUGUGCGUGUAGCCGCAGGGUCCCCGCAUCCCGCCCACGCUUCGUGGCAGCCAAGGGCGCAGACCAGGGGGGUGUCGGCACUGGGUCGGUGGCGCUGGAGAUGGAGAGCAGCGAGCGCACGGCGCAGGACACCACAGCCGUGCAGCUGAGCCCGGCAGCCUCAGCCGCGUCUUCUGGCCGCUCCAGCCCAAGCCCCUGCCCCUUCGCCCUGGAUGCCCCCUCGUCUGCUGCUGCCUACGAUCUGGGCACCAGCGGACUUCGGCUCAACCUGCCCCGGGAGCACGAGGCCCUCUAG